Aplysia californica (California sea hare) is the source of this 2046-nucleotide messenger RNA. Its product is annotated as transcription factor Sp9. Gene Ontology annotation, biological process: regulation of transcription by RNA polymerase II. Lineage: Eukaryota; Metazoa; Mollusca; Gastropoda; Aplysiida; Aplysiidae. The transcript is spliced from 5 exons. The coding region runs from base 372 to 1682 and encodes 436 amino acids. The record is from RefSeq and is a predicted model, not a curated record. Gene Ontology annotation, molecular function: RNA polymerase II cis-regulatory region sequence-specific DNA binding; DNA-binding transcription factor activity, RNA polymerase II-specific.
UCGGAGGCGUCGGGGUUUAGUCAACAAACACUUCUGGAAUACGAGGACACGCAGAGAUACUAAACCGCCAUCGCCAUGGUUCCUUAGUGCGCUCAUCGACGAUGCUACUGCUGCUACACUUGGCCUUGUGAAACCUCGAGUGGUUCGGUUAGAGGGUUUUCCUUCUCCUUGUUCUUGUUCUUGUUCUUCUUUUCGCUGUGUGUGAUACGAUAUCAUUAUAGUAUUCAGAGACCGUGUGGGACUGUGUAGUGUAGUGUAGUGUAGUGUAGUGUAGUGCAGAGAGUUUUCAGUUUGUUAUUAUUACCUUCCUACUACUACGCACUACUACUGACUCGGACUGCUUCCAAACUGAGGUUCUUCUCUUUAGGAGGAUGGCCACGACGCUAAUCGGGGAGCAUCAGGCGUUUGGCGGUACUCCCUUGGCUAUGCUGGCCGCUCAAUGUAGCAAGAUAACCUCAAAGUCUCCCCCACCCCUUGCUGAAGCCACAGUGGGAAAAUCGUUUAUCCCCUGGAAAAAGCACACUACUACUGGACACUCUCCCGGGCCUUUCCACCAUCAUAUUGCCUCACAGCGAAUGGGUAGUCUGAACACAGCGCCGCUAUCCAUGUCCAGCAAUCUGUCCUACCCCAGAUCAACUGUGGUAUCGUCCAACCCUCCCUCCUCGUACCCGAACGAGCUGUUCUAUUCUAGCUCCGCGGGGAGUGCUCACCACAGCCACCACCACCACCACCAUCACGCCGCCUCUCACCAAAGCUCAGAACUCUCACAAUCUACGCUACUACAAAAAAUGCAUGGAGAAAACAGCAUCGGACAGUCGGGGUUCGGAUCUGUGUACCCACGAGUUCCCUCAAUGCCCGGGGCGUACGAGUCGGCGUGGCCCUUCUCCAACAUCCCCACCACACACCCCGGAGCCACACACGGACUCAAACCCAACGACGUCCCACACUCGGUCAACGCGAGCACUACCCCGUGGUGGGACGUCCACCCAGCAGCCAACAUGCACUCCGCCGGAGCUAACUGGCUCUCAGACUCCUCGGCUCUCCACGGCCAGAUUACCGCGUCAUACCCUAGCCCGGCUACGGACUACCACAUUGGCCACUCUCUGGCUUCCAACCCUGCCUUGCUUUCUUCGCAGCAGCAUUUGCUGCAGGACACGUACAAGUCUAUGUUGCAGCCUCCACAGGGUACGGACCUGGGAUUAAACAACAGUCCAGUUCCCCCUUUCCUCUCCCGCCCCACUUUGCCGGGUCUGACGGCCCCGAGAAACUCGAGGAGGUAUACGGGACGGGCGACGUGUGACUGUCCUAACUGCCACGAGAUAGACCGGCUAGGACCAGCUGGUGAACAUCUCCGGAAGCGGAACAUCCAUUCCUGUCACAUUCCUGGCUGUGGAAAAGUGUACAACAAAACAUCACAUCUCAAGGCUCACCUGAGAUGGCACACAGGCGAGCGACCCUUUGUCUGUAACUGGCUCUUUUGUGCAAAGAGGUUCACGAGGUCGGACGAGUUACAGCGACAUUUGAGGACACACACAGGGGAAAAACGUUUCGCUUGUCCAAAGUGUAACAAACGAUUUAUGCGUAGUGAUCACCUUAGCAAGCACGUGAAGACGCAUGCACAGGCUGAGAAAAAAGACGGCGAGGAAAGAGAUUCAGAGGACGACCGAAAACAAGAAACGUGACAAGUGCAAUAAGCCGGGAAAGCCAAGCCCCCUUCUCACAGAAAGACAAAAACACCCACCCGGGCUGUCUAGAUCUUUGCACAAAGACCUGUUCUCAAAAGACUCUAAAUGAAGAAGAGUCUAUCAUAAAUUCAUUACAGCUGGUCUGGUUCUUUGAGUUCAGACUAUUCUGCAAAGGCUAACUUUGAAAAGUCUAACAGAAUGUUCACCAUAAAGAGUUACCAACCAGUUCGUAGAUACACAUAAUAAUAUUAUGUUUCUUAGCCUUACGUUUGAUCCCAUCCUGCGGUAGCAUGUGUGUGCACGUCUGUGUGUAUGUGUGUGUGUAUGUGUGUGUGUGUGUGUGUGAGAGAGAGAGAGAGAG